AGCAUCUGCAAUUCAAAACUGAGGACACGUAACGUACGAGGGAAUAUCUUGCGAUCGUUGGGAAGAAAACACGAUAUAAACAUCGCGAUCCAGGCAUAACCUACUAUAUUUUUCUCUGGGAUUAAGCUGAUUCACAUGGAUUGAUUGUAGGUUUAAGCUCUGUUGUGUAGCUUUUACCCGUUCAACUUCAGCGUUCAGAAAGAGGAGAUAACAUUUCUGCUUCAUUCGUGACUCGUAAACGGAAUGAAUGACCAAGACAAAGGUUGACAGCGGUUCCCCGACGCAUUUUGUCUCACCGAAAGAGAAGAGGCAAAAGCAGAAAAUGGAAAGCGGCGCUCAAGCGCAACCUCCGCCGGUAAACCCGCCGGAGCUGCAGCCGCCCUUGCAACCGACACAAGUUGCACACGAGAAGAAGAAAACACACCGGGCACCUUCUCCUGCGAGACCCAAAGAUGUGCCGGGAUGGUCCCUCACAAAAAUCCGCGGGGGUAUCGGCACACCAACGUUGAGCGUCAAACCGGGGGCUAUUUAUCUAGGCGGCCGCGUGUCCAGGCGCAGUCCGGCUACCGGGAAAGACACAAAAGCCGAGAAAAGUAAACCGGCCGGGAAACCCGCGUUAGUGGUAUCUGGCGCACAAAAAAGCACCGCAAAGUCUAAUAAAAGCGCCCGCAGAAAAGUUUCAGACUCCAGCGUCGGAUCGGAUGAUUUGAGUAAAGACUCCGGCUGCGCUCCAGGAAAACUCUCACCCACAGACAGCAGCUCGGAGAUUUCGGACUGCGCGUCUGAGGAAAAUAAAGUAUCCACGGAGGUGCUGAGCAGCGACACCGAGACCAGCAGCCGCGGAGGGAUCGAAGGAGACAAAGCGGGAGCGGAACAUGGACUAUUGGAUAGGAGUGAACGAGCUAAAACCAGCGUGGAAAAGGACCGGCUCUCGUUGGGAAUCGAAACCGGUGAGGGGAGCAUCUCUCCCGGCGACGAGCGGUCACUCACCUCGUUCGACAGUAGGAUGCCUGCCAGCACAUCCUUCGCGUUUUCAGACCUGACUGAAGAGCUAAUAGAUGGUGUGCACGAGGAACUAGUCAGGGAAAUUGAAGAACUCAGGUCGGAGAAUGAGUAUUUAAAGGAUGAAAUGGAGGAGCUCCGCUCUGAGAUGCUGGAGAUGAGGGACAUGUAUAUGGAGGAGGAUGUUUAUCAGCUCCAGGAGCUCAGACAACAGCUGGAUCAGGCCAACAAGAACUGUCGAAUCCUGCAGUACCGCCUCAAAAAGGCAGAGAGACGCAGCAUCCGCGUGGCUCAGACCGGACAGGUUGACGGGGAGCUCAUCCGCGCACUGGAGCAAGACGUCAAGGUGGCAAAGGACGUGUCCAUUCGCCUGCACAAUGAGCUUGACGCUGUGGAGAAGAAAAGAUCUCGUCUGGAGCAGGAGAAUGAGGAGCUGAGGGUGAAGCUACAGGAUCUGGAGGUGGCCAAGCAGGUCCUGCAGGCUGAGAUGGAGAAGACCAGAGAGAACUUAAAGAAGAGAGGAGCCAGGCCAAACAACAAAUCUGAUAAAAAAGCAUCGCCUCUGCCUCCAGAAGACAGUUCAGACCUAAAAUGUCAGCUUCACUUCGCCAAGGAAGAGUCAGUCCUCAUGUGCAAGAAACUCACCAAAAUGGUGAAAGACAAUGAGGCCAUGAAGGAAGAGUUGGGAAAGUAUCGUUCUCUCUACGGCGAAGUCGACGCUUCGCUUACUGUCGAAGAGGUUGCCGACUCCCCUCACACCCGUGAGGCGGAGGUCAAAGUUCACCUGAAACUGGUAGAAGAGGAAGCAAACCUUCUGAGCCGUCGAAUCGUAGAGCUGGAGGUGGAAAACCGUGGCCUCCGUGCCGAAAUGGACGACAUGAAGAUUCAAGAGCCUCCAGGUGGGGUUGCAAGUCACCAGCUGCUUUCCUCAUCAUCUGAGAAUUUGAUGGAGCUACAACGACACCUGCAGUUUGUGGAAGAAGAAGCGGAUCUGCUGCGGCGGUCCCUAAUCGAAAUGGAAGAACAGAACAAGCUCUUGAUGAACGAGCUCAAUCACUACAAAUCUGAACUUCCUGUUGUUACCGAGAUAGAGCCGUCACCCGCAACCAUCACUUCACCCACAAUCAUUCACGAUGCUGCUGUAGAUGGAGGAUUGUGUCUAAAUGAAGCCACCAAUAAAGAGUUACUAACUGCUAGGCUGCAGAUUGCAGAGCUGAAUGGAAAAGUAAAGAAACUCCAGUACGAGAACCGAGUGCUUCUUUCCAAUCUCCAACGGUGCGACUUGGCCUCCAACCAGGGCUCCGGACGCCCGGCACUGGAGACGGAUGCCGAAGCGGGGGACUCGGCCGAGUGCAUCCCGAGCCAGGCACACCGCGAAGGGCCAGUGGGAGAUGAGCAGAUCGAUAUUCUGGAGGAGAAGAGUCAGAAAGUUUCAGGUUCGAUUCAUAUUCAUACCACCCAGUGUCUCAGCAUCAAAGACCUUCUUGCUAUCCGCGACCAGGCGCAACUUGUUACCUCAGCCAUCCAGCUUUUGACAUCGCCCGACUCCACCAUCUAUCGUAAGAUCACAUCCAAUGAGUCUGCAGAACCAGUUCUGCUGGAGAAAAGCCAGAUCCAGGUUUCAACGCUGCCUCUGAUGGAGGCUCUUCAUGGUCGACUGCAGUCUCUUCAGGCUCAGCUGCAUGCCCUCAGCGAGAGGGUGGACAACCUGGGUCAGUUUCCUGAGACAGAGCGUUUGGAAGGGAUAUCCCAGAUGCACUUGUUGUCGGAGUCAGGGGACCCGACAGAUGGCCAAGUUGACCAAAUCACACCCCUACUGAAGCCCGACUCUAGAGACCAGCCAGACUGUGAGGGCAAAGUUCACCCAUGCAAAGCAGAGGAGAAAGACAGCAACAGGGAUGAGGAGACAGACUCCAAACAGGGAACCAACGCUGAUCUGAUCUCAGAGCAGGUCAGUGAGCUUCAUACUCUGUUGUCUGAGGCAAACGAGAAGGCUCUGGGCGCGCAGGAAGCAUUGUCGCAGGAGAGACAUGCACGACACAGCGACACGCACAAACUUUCUCAGCUUCAAGAAGAGCAUCAGAAGGCCCUCCAGCGUCGAGACUUCCAGCUGCAAAGUCUGAGCCUUCAGACGGGUCUGCAGCAGAAGCUGUGGAGUCAAGAGAGGAACCUUCUGGUGCAGGAGUCCCUACAGCUAAAAGAAAGCCUGCUCCUCAUCAGCCUCAAACUCCGCUGGCUUCUCAAACAGUGGAGACUCGGCAAGAAAUUAGACACAGAGAGCAAGGAUAUUCUGGAGGUUAAUAGUGUCAAGGAUCUCCGCCUCUUACUUGAGGAAGAUGGGCUGUCAGCACACUAUGGAGAUAACAAGAUGUCUGCUGCUGAGGAGCAACCCCUCAACCCUACACCCAAAGAGCAAAGCCUUGCAGAGAAAAUCUGCCCGCUGCAGCCUAGCGGGUUUGGCAGUACUCUGUCGGACCUGAAGGUGGCGCUACAAGAUCUCAACGCUGAGCUCCGCGAGGAGCGUCAGAGUUCGCAGGAGCUAACGCAGCAGUUUGCCCGUGCUAAAGCAUCAUGGGAAGUCGAAUGGAUGGAACUCAAGAGCAUCAUUACUCAGCUGGAAGGAAAGGUGGGCAAGGUAUCUGUGGCUGGGGGUGAAAAGGAUCCUCCCGACCUCAAGGAGGCAUUAAAAAAGGAGCGAGAGGAGCAUCAACACCUGCUUGCGGACUCUUACGCUGCUGUGAUGGACCUCACUAAACAAAUGCAGAUCGGUGAGAGGAACUGGAGCCGGGAGAGGCUGGAGCUUCUGGAGCACUUCAACCAGGAGAGAAGCCAAUGGGAACAACGUUUAAGAGAUACCCAGAGCAAAGGCACACAGCUUCCCCACGAUAAAGCCACAGCGAAGGAAACAACACCAGAUGCGGCCACUAACAGCUCAGCCUUACAAAGGGCCAAAUCAAUUUCCGCCCUCUCGGAAUGCAGGAAUCUACUGGACACCAGCCUUUUCCUUCAUGGUCAUAAGGUCAGUGAAGUACAAGAGGGUAACCAAUCUACGGCUCAUCCCUCGCUAUUGGCUCGCACCGACCUGAGCGACCUCAACAACAAGAAUUGGAAGUACCUGACCAAAGAUUCCGCAGUGCUUGAGAAGGGGGACCAAUUCAAAACGUGGGACUGCCCAAGCACCAACAGUACGUUUUCGGGACAUGAAGAGUAUGUCCAGAGAAGCUACACCGCUCCGGAUAAAACUGGCAUUCGCAUCUAUUACAGCCCUCCAACUGUGAGGAGAAUGGAGAGGAGGCCAGUCAAGGAAGGGUCUGGAUCUAGGGACGCCACCAUGAUGGAUCCAUCAGAUCAGGUCCCUGCGUCUGCACCCUUAUCAAGUGCUUCAUCGUCAGCUUAUGAGCAGUGGUUGAGUUCACUUUCCCAACAGCACAGAGACCUGCUUGAGGGACGCACGGGAGGUACUGCUCCAUUCCACGGACUGGAGAUUUCAGGCAACCUCAGCGAUGACAUGAAGGAGAUGACCAACUGUGUGCGACAGGCUAUACGCUCCAGCUCCCUGGAGAGGAAGUGCAGCAAAGAUACGGCGAGCCAGACAGUGGGUGUUUCCAACACAGGAACACAAACGGCGCAGUUCAUCAGCAUUGGCUUACAAACGGAUGUUCCUAUUCCAACAAGCAGAGGCCUUCAAGGGAAAGCGUGGUCUCCUCGCUCAUCCACCUCACUUGUUUCUGCACGUUCCCGACAGAUCUCCUCAUCGCUGGAUAAAGUCCACAGCCGCAUUGAUAGACCAUGUUGCUCGCCAAAAUACGGCUCACCCAAGCUCACUCGCAGGGUCUCCACCUCCUCUUCUAAACUCGAGACAUCCUCUGUGUCUUCAAGAGAUCGUAGUGUGUGGAACCUGAACACUCGCUGCGGCACUCAGAGCGGUUCCGCUUGGGCACGUUCCACCACCACCCGAGACAGCCCAGUGCUUAGCGGACUCAAUGAUGGAUUGACAAGUCUCUUCAGCGUAGUGGAACAUUCUGGAAGUGUCGAUGCCUUGUGGAAGGCAGAUCCGUGUCCAGGGAGACUACCCGCUGGAAAACCUUCCUGUCCUAGCAUAGGAAUCGGUCUGGGAGAUCCCGGAGCUCAGAAGUAUAACGUGGUACAGGAGUUCAUCCGCAAUGUUUGCAGCAGGACUGGAGCAGUGGGUGUCAUGGACGAACCGAAACCUGAAUGCCUGCCUGGAACUCUGAUUGGGACAGACAACAUCACAAAGAUUGUUAAUAAGAGGUUUAUGAAAACACAAAGAGACGAGUUGGUAACCAACGGAAAGGACGCAAUGAGUACAAUCCCCAGCACAUUGGAGGAUUUAGUUUGUGACUGCAACUCACAGACCCCGUCCUGUUUCGCCCGUCACUCCCGCACCACCACACGCCACCCACAAGGCCAGUGCAGGCACCGCAUACAGGAGUCAUCCACGACAACCGAAGAACGACUGGAUGCCAGUAACGAGUGAUGGACCUCCUCUCAAGCUUCACAAACAGAACUCUCAUAAAAUAUUCAUACACAUACUGCCACACAAAUGCACUGCCACACACGCCAAUACACGCCAAGAAUUCAGGAUCACAAAAACAGGACACUUUUCCUGGUCUUUCCAGAACCAGACCUCAGUCUAACCAGCACACAUUAAUGCCAAGGAAAGGGAGAGAGAGUUGACCUCUUUAGAUCCAUCAUUCCACUGUCAAACAAGUCCAUCCAGUUUUAAAUCCAGCCAAUCCUGCCUUUCAAAGUCCACCAAUCUACCAUUCCACACACCUCUUCUUAUAUCUGCCAUUUCUCUGUUCUUUAUCGGAGGACUUGACUAACCAAAACCCAAGAUGUCAGCUGUGCUUAAUAAAACCAUGUAGAUAUAAAGGAAACAAAUAAGAUCCUCAACAUGACCUCUAGCGACAGAAAACAUUCCUUAGCAUUGCUCUGAAAAUCUGUACAGUCCUCCAGCAACCAUCCCGGAUGAAAUCUACAUGUUCCUUCACAAUUUAGCCUUGUUCAAAUCACCUUUUGAAUCCGUCCUUUUAUAAAGACUUGAUAUUAUGCCAUGUGAAGAUGUUUUGUACAUUGUACUGUACAUGUGUGAACAUUAGAGCAUCGACUCUCGAUUGGUUAGAACAUCAACAUGAAGUUUACAGCUAUUACGGAAGAUGUUAUCUUGCUUGAACUUUUGUUCUACCUCUCCAUAUUCUGCCAUCAUGCUUAUAUAAUCCUAAUUGAUGUAAAUCAGGGUAGACGCCAUGUUUGAUUCUACAACAAACUUGGAAAUAUGGCUUGCGAAAAUUAUGUGUGACCCUAAAGGGAUAAUUUACCCCAAAAAUAGAUUUACUGUCAUUUCCUCACCCUCGGAUUGUUCCAAACCUGCAUACAUUUCUUUGUUCUGCCAAACACAAAGGAAGAUAUUUAUAAGAAUGUCAGUAACCAGAGAUCUCCUCCCCCAAUGACUCCCAUAGUAUUUAUUUUCCCUACUAAGACAUUCUUCCAAAGAGCUUCCUUUUUGUUUAGCAGAACAAAGACAGGUUUGCACCAGUACAUGAUGACAGAAUAUUCAUUUUUGGGUGAAGUGUUCCUUUAAAAUAGUCAAAUCUGAGAAGGAUAAAUCUUUCGGCUACUUCAAGGAAUGACACCUAAUGUAUAGUCCAUAAUCCUAUUUCCUUUCUCUCCAGUGCCCAUUUAAAUGCUAUACUAAUUGCUAACUAUACAGAUAUAUAAACAGAGAUUUUUAUAAGACUGAAACGUUGAAUGCUAAAUGCCCACAUUGAGAUUUUGAGAUCAUUGAGAUUAACCAGAUAAUCCCCAAUAUUUUCUAUAAUCUGGCCUUUUUUUGCUAAAUGCAGUUCUGUCAUAAAAGUGUAUCUGCCCCUACAUCACAGUCGAUUCGUUGUUUGUCUGUAAAAAAAGCACUCUCCGGUUGGAGUGGUGCUGCAAGAACAGAUGUUCAGCCCUAUUCUAAGUGCUUUUAAUGAGUGUUGAUGACAGUACAUUUUAAGUAACAUUUUUGUAUGCAUCUCUCAAACCAAUAGAAUAACUCUGUUUUUUUAUAAAUAGGGUAUUUGUGGAGAUUAAGAGUGUUAUCACAUGUCUUAAUUGUUCAGCGUCUGGCCUUGUAGUAAAAAAAAUGAUGGUCAGCUAUUUUAAACCCAGCCUGUAUUAUCCACAGUAAGUGGAUCUCGUUUAUUUGUUAAAGCUUUGCCAUAUUUUCCACAGCUACCUCUAAACUCUUCUUUCUUUCAUUAAGUCAUAUUUCCUUUCGAAGGACACAGGAGUGCCUUUAAAAUCAAAGCAACAAGUUAUCUAUGUUAGAAGUACAUUUUGGAGGAACAGCCUAUUUACAACUUCAGUAAACAACAUGUGUCCUUAAACGUCUUCAUUACUAUUGAACCCCUCCAUUUCUUCACAGAAAAGUGUAUAUGCACAGUUAACAGAAGUGACAAAUAAUUUAGUAUAUAUUGUACAGAAGCCAAAAUUCAACUCAAUGACCUUUUGAGUGAGAUUUGAUAAUAAUGUAAUCAGUCCUGCUUUUCUUUAAAAGCCAUUUUUAACCUGUCUGAAUGUUCCAUGGAUUCAGUCUGAUGUUGUACUGUAGCAUACUUUACAAAUACAUAUCAGACAAAUGAUGUGCCGUCCUGUUUAAGUGUCACUUAACCCAGCCGGUCUUCUGAGUUUGGUCACAUGAUCUCUACAUAAGUCAAACAGGGGGAAGGCCUGAGCUCAGGAGUUACAGUCUCAGCGCUCCCAACCAUCAAAUGCUGCACUUUUACAUAUUGAUGACUUAAGAAUGGAAAAAUAAAUAGUUCACGUUUAUUUAAGACAAAUGUUGAUAAUUAGACAGCCAUUCUUCAACCACUUUUAAAAGGUCAUGUGGUUUAUAAAGUAUGUUUUUGCGAGAGCAGCUUUCUGACUGGCCGUGAUCUUUAUCACUCUUAUGUCAUCACAACACCCUGUUUUACUGCCUAGCAAUAUAUAAAACACAUUGCUUAUUGUUGUGUAUAUCAUUUGCUAAAUUAUUAUAAAGAUAAUGCAUGUAUAUUUCUUCUUUUGUCUCCAUUUGAAAUCUUUUGAAUAGAAAAAAGACGAGAGAUGGAGAAUGAUAAACCUUUCGAAAUGUUUUAACUUGAAAUCAAGUAAACUGUACAUACACAAUUUGUACUCUUUCUAUCCUCGUGUAGGAAACGUUGAAUGUCUCUGCCGACUUUGAGCUUAAAUUCUGUACCUUUCUUCACCUGAAUACAAAACGAUGGAAGAUUUUGUGUAAAUAGAAACAUUUUGAAAAUAAAAGAAAAGCGCUGAGCAUUUCUUCAUA
This is a messenger RNA of Triplophysa dalaica, 8335 nucleotides long. RefSeq names its product suppressor of glucose, autophagy associated 1 (gene mtcl2). Gene Ontology annotation, biological process: regulation of autophagy. The coding region runs from base 248 to 5500 and encodes 1750 amino acids. The record is from RefSeq and is a predicted model, not a curated record. The transcript has 14 exons. Lineage: Eukaryota; Metazoa; Chordata; Actinopteri; Cypriniformes; Nemacheilidae.